This is a messenger RNA of Gaeumannomyces tritici R3-111a-1, 1305 nucleotides long. RefSeq lists its product as hypothetical. The transcript has a single exon. NCBI's taxonomy places the organism in Eukaryota, Fungi, Ascomycota, Sordariomycetes, Magnaporthales, Magnaporthaceae. The record is from RefSeq and is a predicted model, not a curated record. Bases 254 to 1066 code for a protein of 270 amino acids.
GCUAGCUGCAGCGCCACGCUGAGCGAGGCUGACUGGCCGCCAAACCCCGCGGGGAGGAGACGUGGUAAAGUUGUUGGAGAACAGGGGCACCAAUAAAUGCGAGACCUUUUCUGCGCAUUCGAAGACCGGCAGAGCAGGCGGGAGCGUACGAUUCUUGUCUCGCCUACCUGGCUUUUGAUGUCGAUGCGGCGCCCCGCUCUCGGCGUUUAUCUCGGAUCUCGGACCAUGCCCAAGUUAUAAGAAGCAGAGGGAAAUGUUUCCUCUUUCUUUUGCCACUUCCCUACAACUCCUAGUCCAACCCUACGCAAGACAUCGAACCGAACAAUCUAUAACACUUGAGGGAUCCAGAUCCCCGCUUCACCACCAGCCCAUCAUGUACGUGGUCCUAUUCGAGACGAAGCCGUCGCCGGCCCACCAGUCGACCUACAUGUCCAUCGCGGCCUCCCUCAAACCCUCGCUCGCUCUGGUCGACGGCUUCCUCUCCAACGUCCGGUACCGGUCGCUGACCCGGCCGGGCUGGCUGCUGUCGCUGUCGACGUGGGAGACGGAGCGCGCGCUCGUUCGCUGGCGCGCCGCCGGGACGCACCACGGCGCGCAGGCCAGGGCCCGCGGCGGUGUAAUGGAGGACUACCACCUCCGGGUCGGGCAGGUCGUCGCCGGGGACGGCGGCGCGGAAGGGCUCGACACGACCGAGGUCGGGGCCGCCGCGUGCGUGAUGCUGGUGUACGGGCGGGCCGACGGCCUCGACGAUGGUCCGUCGGAUGCGUCGGAGCUGGCUGCGUCCAUGGGCCUGUCGCUGGAUGGGCGUGACGGUGCGACGUUGGAGGAGCAGGGGCUUGUGGCUUGGGACGUCUUCCAGGCGGUCGACGGUUUGGGAGAGCUUGUCUUGCUGUCGUCGUGGCGGGACGAAGCUGACAGCUCUCGAUUCCACGGCGAGGUCGGGAACGGUCAGCUGUCGCAGGGAAAGGUGCAAAAGGUUCGGGUACUGAGAGAUUAUGGAAAAUACGACAGACGCGAGGCGCCUCAGUUCUUUGAGGAUGCGCCCGGCGGCGAGACAACACAUUAGGCCUCGGACAUAACCUUGGAGAUGUCGGUUUUGGCCAAUAUUUCGAUUAAUGCGCUUUUGUAUGUUAUCAUUCUAAUUACUUGUGUGGCCGCCUUGCAUCCUAGGUUGACUUUAAUGGUUACCUUUGCAUGAUCUGCUUAAAGGCCUGCAGCGAAACCUCUGGUUCUGCAUGUCGUGCGUGUCAGCGGUAUACACUAUACCCUCAGACAGAGUUGCAGGAUCACGACCUACGGUAAAAC